GGCAACGCAGGUCGGGAUAAAAACGCUCCUCUGCACUACACCGUGAAUUUAUUUGGAUCCGUAUGCUCUACAGGAUUGUUCUAAUACGCUAAUAUAACAAGAUUAUAAGCAUAAAAAAUUGAAACAAAUAGUCAAAGUGAGCAAAGAGGAAAGCGUUUGAAUUUUUCUAAGAAAUCCGGAGGCGCUAUCAUAUUCCGCAGAUCACCCUUCUGUCUUCGUGAUCUCAUAGUGUGGGAAUGGGACAUGAUGGAGGAUAAAGGGCCCCGUGUAGCCGACUACUUUGUGGUUGCUGGCCUCACUGACUCAUUCAAGCCCCUGGAGGAGGACCUGCACUUCGAUGAUGCCGGCACCAAGUCUGUUAAACCCAAAGCCCCUAUUACCGACGUUGCUGUAGUGAUACGAUCCCUCGGCGAAGAGGUGCCCUUGGGCUUCACCUGUGUGGAGAGCACCCCCUCUGGCCUUUCAGCAGAGCUUAAUGGCGCCAGCCUUCGGGGCCCGCAGAUCUUCUUGUGCUACAAGAGAGGCAGAGAUAAGCCUCCACUGACAGAUCUCGGUGUUCUGUAUGAGUGGAAAGAGAAGCUGAAGCCUGGAUGCCACAUCGUUCAGACCACACCCUCAGGGCGCCCCGCCAACAUCAGCAGCUCGUCUUCCCAACGCAUCUACAUCACGUACCGGCGUGCGCCGAAGAGCCAGCCUCACACCUCCCUGGCUGUCACCGAAAUCUGCGUCAUUGUGCCUGGCAAGGGAGAGACGCCUCCUCACACCUUCUGCAAGGUGGACAAGAACCUCAACAGUAGCAUGUGGGGAUCUUCGGUCUACCUUUGCUAUAAGAAGUCUCUUGCUAAAGCUAACACAAUCGCAUACAAAGCAGGUUUGUUGUGCAGGUAUCCUGAAGAGGACUAUGAGUCUUUCCCACUGCCUGAGUCCGUCCCGAUGUUCUGCCUGCCCAUGGGGGCGAUGAUUGAGUGUUGGCCAGCUCACACCAAACACUCUCUGCCCGUUUUCUCCACAUUCGUACUGACGGGUGCUUCUGGAGAGAAGGUGUACGGAGCAGCCAUCCAGUUCUAUGAGCCUUACCCAGAGGAGAACAUUUCGGAGCGUCAGCGCUCACAACUCGGCCUGCCGAGCUGUCAUCUUGGACCUGACAGCAGCAGAAAUAUUUACAACAACAAGAGCAUCUGUUUACUCUCACACUGGCCCUUCUUCCAGUCCUUCAAGAGCUUUCUCACCUUCCUCUACAGAUAUUCCAUCUCUGGGCCACAUGCACUGCCAAUUGAAAAGCACAUAUCUCACUUCAUGAAAAAUGUUCCAUUUCCCUCCAUCCAGAGGCCAAGAAUCCUUGUCCAGUUGUCGCCACAUGACAGCCUAAUUCUGAGCCAACCAGUGUCCUCUCCACUGCCUCUCAGCGGUGGGAGUCUCUCCACACUUCUGCUGAAUUUGGGGCCUAAAAAUGCAGUCACUCUGCUUGUGCUGGCCGUCACUGAGCACAAGAUCCUGGUUCAUUCCUUACGUCCAGCUGUUCUCACCAGUGUCACUGAGGCUCUUGUGUCUAUGAUCUUUCCUUUCCACUGGCCUUGCCCCUACAUCCCUCUGUGUCCGCUGGCCCUGGCAGAUGUUCUUAGCGCACCCUGCCCUUUUAUCGUGGGUUUGGAUUCUCGAUACUUUGACCUUUAUGUGCCUCCCGCUGAUAUCAGCUGUGUUGAUUUGGACACCAACACCAUCUCCCAAAAAGACGAAAAGAAGGCUCUAACAUGGAAACUCUUGCCCAGGAGAGCCUGUAAACAUCUUCUGAACAGCCUGAAUAAGCUCUAUCAGCAGCUUACAGACGGUUGCCAGUUAAACCGUGAUGAUGUGCAGAUGGACCACACAAUGACUGACAGUGAGCUUUACGGAGGAAAGAGCCUCCACACUCUUGAGCUGGAGAUCCAAGAAGCUUUCCUCCGCUUCAUGGCAGCCAUCCUUCGAGGCUAUCGCUCCUACCUGCAGCCCAUCACCCAAGCUCCCUCUGAGAAAACCACAGAUGUCACCUCCCUGUUUGACCUCCAAGGCUUCCUGAAGAGCAGAGACCGCUCCCAUCAGAGGUUUUAUUCCCUCAUGACGAAGACUCAGAUGUUCAGUCGCUUCAUUGAAGAGUGCUCCUUUGUCAGUGAUAAAGAUGCCAGCCUGGCUUUCUUUGAUGAGUGUGUUGAUAAGUUAUUCACCUCUGGUAGCAAGAUGGAUAGCGAGCGGCCAGAGGACACCAGGCUGAUCGAGCUGGAUGAAUCCCACCGCAGUGAGCACACGGUUUAUAUCAACCCACCAGAACUGCCUCCUCUGCCUCAAGGAGAAGAACAUCCUCUGUGCUAUAGCUACUCCGGGUUCCCGGUUCUGAGAUCUGAUCUUUUGGAGACCAUGGAAGGACCAAAUUCUAAUUCAGCAGGCAUUGCUCCACGCCACAGCACCCCAGCCAGUCCCACGGCCAUCUUUAGACGUUCAAAACAGGAGAUCAAAUCCGCUCAGAAGAUGGCCAAAACACAUUCAUCUAUGCCUCAGAUGUGGUCUAAGUGUUUGCUUCGGCACUGCUACGGCUUGUGGUUUAUUUGCCUGCCAGGGUUUGUGGGAAACUGUCACUCCAAGGUGCGAGCAUUGCGGACCGCUUACGAUGUCUUAAGAAAGAUGCAGGACAAGAAGCUGCAGGCUCCUGAUGAGGUGUGUUACCGUGUGCUGCUGCAGUUGUGCGGUCAAUACAGCCAACCAGUGUUGGCCGUCAGGGUGCUGUUUGAGAUGAAGAAGGCAGGAGUUCAGCCCAAUGCUAUAACUUAUGGAUACUAUAACAAGGCGGUGUUGGAGAGCACCUGGCCCUCCACAACCAGAGGAGGAUAUUUCUUGUGGGGGAAACUGAGGAAUGUGAUACUCGGUGUGCUUCAGUUCAAGCAGGCAGGAAAAAAGCAACAGACUCCACACAAAGACCCCCAGCUUUCAGAUGGCAGUGAUCUCGACACAGUCAGCCAUGGCAGCUUAGACAGCACUAAUGACUCUGCGGAACGCACGUCCAUCGAUACUGACUUCACUAAAAUGGACUCCAGUGAUGAUGGAUUGAGUACAGGUGGGCAGUCUGAUCAAGGCUACGAUUCCUUGUCAAAGGAGGAAGAGAGGCUGUGCAACAGAGAAAGCGAUAACUCGGCACCAGUGGAGGAAAAAGGGUUGAGGCAGCCCAACUGUGGCACCAGGGUUGCUUCCAGCCCUAAUGAGACUCAGCUUUGCCCAGCGCUGCCAAAGACAGAGAGACCCAAAUCUUUGGACUUGUUUGGUGGACAGGGAUUAGUGAUGCUCACCGUCCCCCUAGUUGGUUCAACCAAGCAGCACCAUCUCACUGCUGACAGAUUGUAUGGUGUGGAAGAAGAGGAUACAGAGAUUGACAAGCAAAAAUCAGUCGGGGAGAGACAGCGAGAUAGAGAAACGGGGUAUGAUCCCUUGUCACAGAUGGGGGCAGCAGGGACAGAACAGCAGUGUGACCCGGGUAAGGGUAGCUCACCUCCUGCCGAAGAGACUGAAAUGUUCAUAAAUAACAGCAACAGCCCUUUGAACAGCCGCUCACCCAGUAUGGAAAUGCAGAGUUCCUCUAGUCCACUGUUUCGCUCCAGCUCGUCAGCUCACACAUCCCCACAGUCCUCCACGCUCACCUGCUCCAACACACACCUCUCACUCCCCUUGAAAUCCAAGGAGAGGUUGAAGCCUUCGCCAUCUCUUCCUAUGGGCAUGUGUAACAAAGACGGGGAGAGACCUUCUUCCUUGGCUUUGCCUUCCUCGCCCAGUCCAUCCACCUUGUCAUUCUCCAUGGACUCACUGUUGACUCCGACUUUGGAUAUCGUCAAGAGCAGCGUCAUAUCCGCAGGAAAGGGUGUGGCGGAGAAGGCCAGUCGCCUCUACUCCCGUUUGUCAUCACAGACAUCAUUGACACAGGAUGGGAACAGUGAUCGUAUGAGCGUUUCUUCUCUGACCUCAGCCGAAGUAGAAUGCUCCUCGCUGCUGGAUAGCGACGCCUGCCUGGAUCUUCAUGGCUUCACUUCACCUCAGCAUGGGAGCAUGUCCCGGGUCAGGAGGAGCCCUGCCGCAGCUCACCAAACCAACCUGAGCAGCCCCAGCAGCCCCACAAGAGUGUUCAGACAUAACUCCUUCUCUGGCAGUUUAGCUCUUCAUUCUAAAGGCCCACGCACUCCAGAUUCUUCUCCUGAUGUCAGCCGCUUCCAGCCCUGUCCUAAUUACACCAUAGAGGUGAUGAUGUCUAGCUGCUCACUUUGUAAAACAUGUGACUGUCUGGUGUAUGAUGAAGAGAUCAUGGCCGGUUGGACAGCAGAUGACUCAAACCUCAACAGCACCUGUCCUUUCUGUGGCACUGCCUUCCUGCCUUUCCUCAAUGUGGAAAUCAAAGACCUGAGACCACAGAAUAGGCCUUCUAAGUGGAGUAAUCCUGUUAAAGAGGAGGACACGUCUGCAUCACUCUGCCCCGAAGCCAAAUUGUCUGAGGCAGCUCAGCCAUCUGCGUCUCCUGCUCUGGAGCGGGAGAGCAGCUGGAGUGUUCGCAAUGAUGCCCCAGCCUUGGCACAAGCAUCAUCUCCUGAUCCGGUGACAGUGCCGUACCUGAGCCCCCUGGUUCUCUGGAAGGAGCUGGAGAGCCUACUGGUGAACGAGGGAGACCAGGCCAUCUCUUCCCCGAGCGUCGUUGACCAACAUCCCAUCGUCUUCUGGAACCUUGUGUGGUACUUCAGAAGACUGGAGCUGCCCAGUAACCUGCCUGCUCUUAUCUUGGCUUCCCAACAUUGUAGCCAUGGUGACCAGAUUCCCCAGACUGCUGCAUCUGAGGACAGCAAGCAGGUGCUAGUGAGGAUUAUGUGGGACAACCUGAAGCUACACAAAGAUAAAGUUCAACCCUGCUAUGUCCUGUGGAACACACACUGUGCCAACUCUUUGAUCCGCUCUGGGUUGUGUGAAGAAGGGCAGCUCUUCACUGUGGAGCUGCUGCAGGGCUUUGUGAGGAGCAUCAAGAAGAGCGACGUUUAUCAGCCCAUGAGCCAGACCAUCCAGCUGCUGGGGCCCGAGUUGGGUUUCAAGAGACAGAGGAGCCUCUACAGAGAUUUACUGUUUCUAACUCUUGUGGCUUUGGGGAAGAAUAACAUUAAUAUCAAUGCCUUUGAUCGGGAGUACAGGUUGGCUUAUGAUCGCCUCUCCCCCAACCAAGUUAAACUGACACACAACUGUGACAGGCCUCCGGGCGCUGGGGUCAUGGAGUGCAGGAGGACGUUUGGAGAGCCCAGUUUGUGAACGUCAUAAUUAUUUUAAAUGUGUAUAUACAGUAUGUAUAUAUAUAUAUAUAUAUAACUUCAACCACAGUCACUGCUGCUGUCAUGUUGGACUGCUCUUCACACUCAGGACCAGCUCACCUGACUUGGGCAUGGAGCUUUUAGUAAGCACAAUGGAAAAAUCCCCCCUUAAUGCAAAGCAACUGCCAUGAGUCUCUUGUACUGUUAGAGCUGAGAGGUAUGAAGGCCUUGUGUUUAUAUACAUUGGAGAAAAAUUACCAUAUUUUGAAUAUCCCUGUAGUAACAUGUUUGUACAGUUGUAAUACAGUCUAUUUUAUGACUUUGUGUUGAAGCUGUGAAUAAGUGGGAAAAUGUGAAUAUAAGAUCACAUUAUAAAAAGGUUCUCAGUGGUCCUGGUGACCUUGUUUAGACUGUUGUUGCUAUUAGAUUUUUGUGAUUUUACAAAGCACUUUGACAGGAUGAGCUGUGUGUUCUCUGUUAGAUAACUCAGUGGUCCUGCAACCAAAGCUACAAAGUCACGCUUCAUUUAGCAUUUGCAGGAGUUGCUGUACUGACAUUUGAGUUGGAUUUAUUCAAUAAAGUUGAGUCUACUUGUACUAACAUGAACUCUGUAAAACUAUAGCAUGUUCAUUUAUAUUGGAUAAAUUAAACCAUAUGGUAAUAACAACACUGGUUUGGAACCAAUGAGGUAAAAAUGAAUUAACACAUAUCUCCUGCAUUGACUCAUUCAUCCGUUUUAACAAUGCUCUUAAAGAGACCCAGUAGGGAAUAUUAUUUAUAUUAUUCACAGAUUUCCAAGCUUUUGUAAAGAGGUAAUUAAAAAGUUAUGUAUAAUAUUCAGCCAUAAAAGGAUAUCCAAAACAGUGUAAUCAAACUAAAAGUAGUGAAAUUGAUUAAAUGUUUUGCUUUUUUGUUGUUUAGUUUAGUUUUGUUUUUUUACAAAUAAUAAUUGUCAUAGGUCCUGUAAAUGUACAGAAUGUUUGUAUUUUGUAAGUUUUGUUUUUGGUGUAGAUUUUGAAUUCUUGUUCAACUGUGCACUGUUAAUUGUGAAUAACAGGUCAAAAAAGAUUUGAACACUCUACUACUUUGAAUAGUUGCCAGAGUUUAUUUGCACUGUAAUCAUCACCCAAAAUUUACACGAUUAAGCUCUGGCCUGCCCAAAUUUAAUCUCACUUUAAAAUUGAGUGUGAAACUUCAACAUCUUAAUACAGCUUAACAAAAAAAACAACAACUGAGAUUCCAUUUAUAUUGAGCUUCACAAUAAUUUCCGAUGAUAUAAUGCUGGAUAAGUCAAGGUUGUGUGCUUGGCUCGAACACCAACCUCAAAACAUGUAAAUCUGCAUUAUCACCACCUCAUAAGUGUCUGAAAACCACUGAUGACCAAAAUGUAAUGUUAUGUCUAAUGUGAUGUUUACACUGUCAACUUUAACAAUGUUUCUGAAGUGUUAUUUAUUGUUUGUAACACGGAUACUAAUUUGUAUGAUUUUUACAAAAAGAAGAAAAUUUCUUCCCUGAGCAGAUCAAUACUUUGCCUUCAUUUAUGAAUAAACACGUUUAUCAAGUGAA
Molecule: messenger RNA, 6866 nt
Organism: Xiphophorus maculatus (southern platyfish)
Lineage: Eukaryota; Metazoa; Chordata; Actinopteri; Cyprinodontiformes; Poeciliidae
Gene: dennd4a
Product: DENN domain containing 4A
Exons: 30
Coding region: 244-5301 (1685 amino acids)
Biological process (GO): regulation of Rab protein signal transduction
Cellular component (GO): cytoplasmic vesicle
Molecular function (GO): protein binding
Source: RefSeq, a predicted model, not a curated record